AUGGCCCCGGCCGCCCGCGCCCGCCACCGCCGCGUCUGCGCCGGCCCGCCCGCGCUGCACCACGGGAAAUGUAGUCCGCCUCGGCCGCCGCCGGGGGCGCUGCUGCUGCGCCUCCUCCUUCCCGCCAUCGGGCCCAUCAGCGCGGGGGCUCCGCUCGGCCCGGCCCGGCCCGGCCCGGCCCACCGGGACCCGGGGGCAGCUGCGCCUUUUUCAGCGCCGGCUCCUGCGAGAGUGGACUUCUAUAGACUCCUGGGUCUGGAGUCCUGUCAGGAAUUUGCUCCAGCGCAGGCUUCUUAUGGGGUCACAGCGUCCUUUGGGUGCAUCCACUUGUUCUGGCGUGGGGCUUCCCCCGGCUGCAGGUGCAUUUCUGCUGCAGCGUGGAUCUUCAUGGACUGCAGGGACAUAGCUGCCUCACCAUGGCCUUCACCACGGGCUGCAGGAGACACUCUUUACCCCAGCGUCUGGACCAUCUUUUCCCUCUCUUCCUUCCCUGACUUUGGCGUCGGAGGGUUCUCUCAUCAAAACUACAGCAAGUUCUCCUGUUUCUGGGAGACAGAGCCCGUAGGCUGUAGGAGGAUAAGCUGUGACUUCUUUCACAGAAAACCUCGUAACAUAAAUGGACUUUAUUUGCCACCUAGUAACAAUGUCCCAUUGAAACAGGAUGUCCAAGGAGGCAUUCUGCAUCCAGCCCAUCGUCAAGACUCACUCAGAAACCAGGAAAAUGUUUUGGUACCAAUUCACCCUCCACUGAUUAUAAACCUCAGUGAUGAGGAGGAUGAUGAAGACGAUGAUGAAGAGGAUGAUGARGAGGAAGAGAACUAUGUGUCUAACUGGAUGCCUAAGACUGUUACAGAUAUUGAAGAGGAAAGAGCAAUAAGGGAUAUAUGUUAUAAGUCUGGAGAGUAUUAUGGGAUUCAGAACCCUUACAAACACCAAUCAGCAAAAACUGUGUCUUCACCAUGGCAAGAUGAGUUUUUACCCUUGGAAGCUACUGAACAAAACUUGCAGAAAGGUGAUUGUAAUACAAUUCCUACAAGAUUUAAUAAUACAAGAAAAGAAAAAGAGAGUUCUGAAAGGAGAGUAUCAAUAGAGAGUAUUCCCAGAACAGAUUAUAAAUCUUUUGACAAUGGAGAAACAAACCACACUGAUUUGGUAAAGAACCACCACUGUAAGGACAUAAAGGAAAAUAGAAGGAUUUCUGAGGACCGAAGAAAUUCAGCUAAUGCAAUAACUGGCAAAGGAAUUCACACUUUGGACCCCAAAGGAAAACCAAGUUACCAGCAAAGAGGUCAAACUAAGGAUGACGAAACUACUUCUUCCAGUCCUUAUGGGAGAGAAACUGGAAGAUACAGUAAUUUAAAUUCUCCAGAACCUCGACGAUCAGCAUAUGUAGUCUACCGGACUGUCACUCAAAAACCGAAAUUCAGUGGAUCUACAGCAGUUCCUGAGUCCUAUGGUCAGAAAAGCUCCAAACAAAAGAAUCAGACUGACACCAAUAGGAGAUUUUGGACACAAACAGAAAACUAUGGCAAAUAUACUUCAGGAUCUUCUAACUCACCAACUUGGAGGAAAAGAAAUCCACAAGCAAAACCAUUCUCUAAAUUUAAAACAACCACUCAGCAGAGUAAAGAAGACAUGGAAGUGAAUAGAAACGGAGAAAAAGAAACAUCUAAAGGGAAAUAA
This is a messenger RNA of Malurus melanocephalus (red-backed fairy wren), 1683 nucleotides long. It is a transcript of the gene ZC3H11D, whose product is annotated as chromosome unknown C12orf50 homolog. Bases 1 to 1683 code for a protein of 560 amino acids. Lineage: Eukaryota; Metazoa; Chordata; Aves; Passeriformes; Maluridae. The record is from RefSeq and is a predicted model, not a curated record. The transcript has 11 exons.